CUUGCAGUCACGCAAUAGGGAGCGGAAGGGUCGAAUUAUUUCAACCUACAACUCGCCAAAAAGUACUGUAGGGAAAAAAAAGAGGGAGAAGAAGAAAAAAAGUGUGUGUGGGAGUGAGGGUGAGGGGGGCUGAAAAAAGUUUUUUGUUCUUUCCUUUUUUUCUCUUCCAUCCAUCCCGUUCGCCAGCUCCUCCCAGUGCAGUAUGGAGCAGGAUAGUCCUUCACACACGCUGGGGAGAGCAGGACAUGGAGGUGUGAACCAGUUAGGGGGUGUGUUUGUGAAUGGCAGGCCCCUCCCAGACGUGGUUCGCCAGCGAAUUGUAGAGCUUGCUCACCAAGGGGUCCGCCCCUGCGACAUUUCCCGCCAGCUACGAGUGAGUCACGGCUGUGUCAGCAAGAUCUUGGGACGCUGGAGCAUCCAGGACUCUCCGCUGGCCAAUGGUCAUGGUGGGCGGGACUUCCUCAGGAAGCAGAUGAGAGGGGAGCUCUUCUCGCAACAGCAGAUCGAGGUAUUGGACCGCCUGUCUGACAGACAACUUUCCUGGCCAAUCCCCUGCAGCCCUGAACUCUCCCUGACCCCUGACCCUGGCAAGUCAUCAGAUUACUCCAUGGCCUCUCUAGCAGGGGGAUUGGAGGAGAUGAAGAGCAGUUUGUCCAAUACUGCAACAGGGGCCGAGUUAGGAGCCAGUGUUGCAGGUCCCCAGUCCUAUCCGCUGGUACCAGGUCGGGACCUGGCCAGUACCACUCUACCGGGAUACCCCCCACAUGUUCCUCCAACAGGACAGGGCAGCUACUCUACCCCCUCACUAACAAGUAUGGUACCUGGAGGAGAUUUUUCUGGAAGUCCGUAUUCCCACCCUCAGUAUUCCACAUACAAUGACUCCUGGAGAUUCCCCAAUCCCAGCCUGUUAGUGUUCCAGCAGGACUAUGGGUCUCUCCUGGGGACAGAGAUCGGCUGCUCCUCCAGCAUUUUCACCAGCCAGGCAGGACAGAUGCAAGGGUCGCCAUAUUACUACAGUGCCGCGUCCCGGGGGGCGGGCCCUGCUGCCACGGCAACAGCCUCUGCCUACGACCGCCACUGACCCCCCCUCCCUGAGAGAAAGGGUGGAUGAGGGAGGGAAGGAGAGAAGGAGAGAUAGCACCAGCACUGUCCAAUACUAGCCUGCCUACUGACAAGAGGAAGAGGAGGACGAGGAUGAGGAAGAUGAUGAGGAGGAGUUGACUGCCAUCUGAUUUUGUCAGUAAAGUUUCGACUUUUCUUUGAUUGACACUCAACCCAACCAAUCCCAGCCUUGCUGAGACACACAGCAGGAAAACCAUUACCCUGCUAUUCCACCUUUUUGACCAGCUGCUAGGAUUCACUAUGAAGCCGUAACAAAUCUUUAUGAACAACUUUAUGACAGGCUGAGAACCAUCAUAGUCGGAGUUGAAUCAUGGGGUCCUGGGCACUCUCCACCAAAACAGCGCACCCUGUUAAUGCUCAGACGUUUAAGGUUCACUUCCCCACAACUCAUUACAUUACUGUUGCUCUUUCACCCAAUGUGUGUCAGUGUUCUACGAACCUUCAUAAUAACAACAGUGCUGUGACUGGUGUCUACCUUCUUUAGUAUGUUACUGUGUUUAUGGCCAAAUCCCUCUUUACAAUCACUCCCAGCGCUUCCUUAUCAAUCUUUAUGUACAUUCCACCAUUUUCUUCUCCAACCUGAGAUUUUGUGAUGUUUGAUCUCUGUUUUGAAGUCUUGUUUAUGCAGUCAGUCAACUGGGGGUGUAAAGACAAUCUGAUACUAAUCGAUCGGGGGAGAACCAAUCAUACCACUACGAUCUGUCAUUGUGAUGACAUCACAUAAUUGUGGCAUCACUGGAAUGUCAAAAACAUGCAAGAACACCAAUUCCAAAUGGAAGUACGUAAUCAUUAGGAUGCCCUGCUUUAUGAUGCAGACAGACAUUGUCGCUGUGUGAAGACUUCCUGGUGGAGUGCCCAGCCUCAUCAUUCUAGGUUUGGCUAGGUGGUACACAACACCUGGCCCAAGUUACUCUGUGUCCCACCACACACCGGCAUGCCUGGUGGUAUGGACACACUUCCAGACAGUCCGUUCAGUAAAGCCCACUCCUCACUGUCUGUAUCAGUAGUCAACAGAUAGAUUCUGCUCUCAACAUGUGCCAGGCCUGACUGUUGUUGUAUAGGGAAGUGCUAAAAGAGCUAUUUAUAAAAAGGAGAAGAGACAGAGUAAUAUAUUUGAAAAAAUAUUUUUUUCUUUUGCUGUGUUUAGAGGAAGAUGCUGGUAACAAUGACAAUGAUGGUGGUGAAGAUAGAUUGGACGCUUGUUACAGCGUUUCCUUGUCACACUCUUAUAGUCAAGCAGAGUUGAAGCAGUAGUAGAAUGAUGUAAAAUUCAACUUCAACAUUUCCGAAUGAAUUUUUGUUUUGUAUGAUGCAAGAUUAUUGCGGUAUUCUGUGUCGUUUUUGUAGCGUGAAUAUAGACUGCCAAUGCUAAUGAAGCAACAGGAAGUAGCUCUGGUGCCCUCUCUCUCUCGAAACUCCCCAAAGAUGGCCCCAUAGUGGACCGGCUGACCAACGACAAAAGCACAAUGAAACUCAAUCACCUUCUACAGGACUUUAAUUUUGAAGAAAAACGAAACAAAAACACAAACCUUAUUUCUCCCUUUUCUAGUGCUUUUCCUUGUACUGUUUAGAGAUAAAUGAUUAUCUCCCUUCACAUUUCACACAAAAAAGAAAAAAAUACAUGUUUGAUUCUCCGUUAUGUUCUGCGCUGUGACAAUGCAUGACACCAGGGUUGAGGCCUUACCCAUAACUACAUAGAAAGGUGGGGGGAGGUUGGCCUUAAACUCUGAUCUAAGGUCAGUUCUAUAUUUCCCUCCAAACUGUUAAUAUUAGAAUUGGUGUAAGGAGAUCCUACCCAGAGGAUAACUUUUCUUCCAAACCUCCUGCCUAAAUAGCCACUUCCUGUCUUACUUCCUGUUGACAUUUGUAUAGUAUUCUCCAUUAUGAGGAAGAGAAAGUCUUGAUAUCAAAUACCCCAUUUCCCAAUUAUUUAAUAUUCGAAUUUAGAUUUUUAGCAUCAAAGUAUAUAAAAAGAAAAAAAAGAAAAUGGUGUGAUGUUUUAGCAAAGAGUGUUUCUCUUUUUUUUUUUUGGUCUGUUAUGUUUGAUACCAUGUGUGGCUGACUGUAAAAGGCUCUUUCUACGGUUUCUAGUUUCAAGGUAACAAGUUGGGGGGCACCAAAACGUUGAUGCGAGAUACAAAUACAUAUAGAUAUAUUAACAUAUAGCCUACUAUGACUACUUAACAAAGCUGUUAGUUUUUUCAAAUCUUUGUUUGUUGUUCUGGGUUGUAAUAUAGUAAUAGAAUGGAUCCUUUAACAUUUUUAGACCUUAAAGGUUGUGUGUGUGCAACUCUAAAAGAACAUUUUUUUCACAAGGUUCUCUCCCUGAGAGGGGCCCUUAUUUCUCUCUCCUUCUCUCCUUCUGUCUUUCCUUU
Messenger RNA from Hypomesus transpacificus, 3497 nucleotides. Its product is annotated as paired box protein Pax-5-like. The record is from RefSeq and is a predicted model, not a curated record. The coding region runs from base 203 to 1081 and encodes 292 amino acids. Gene Ontology annotation, biological process: anatomical structure development; regulation of transcription by RNA polymerase II. Gene Ontology annotation, molecular function: DNA-binding transcription factor activity, RNA polymerase II-specific; RNA polymerase II cis-regulatory region sequence-specific DNA binding. The transcript is spliced from 9 exons. Lineage: Eukaryota; Metazoa; Chordata; Actinopteri; Osmeriformes; Osmeridae.